This is a messenger RNA of Blepharisma stoltei, 4101 nucleotides long. The record is from the annotation of a GenBank genome assembly. NCBI's taxonomy places the organism in Eukaryota, Ciliophora, Heterotrichea, Heterotrichida, Blepharismidae.
AUGUUAAUUUUCUACUUAAUUUCUAUUGUCCUCGCUCAAGUCCCCAAUCAAAUAGCUCUUCUUUUGAAUAUCACAUUUGCUGUUGACAAUACUCAAGUCUCUAAUCCUCUUUAUCCUCCCUUUGCAACAUGAGACUUUGGAAGCUACAGUUUUUUGAAAGUUCUCACUGGCAAUGAGGUCGUUCAAUUCACUGCAACCUCAAUUUUUACUUAUCCUUCUAUAUCUGCCAGUUUGAAUAAUCAAGAAUCAGUGCCUUUGAUUUCGAAUGCAACUCAAAAUUUAUCAAUCCUUGGAUCUCUUCAGCCAGGCCCAAAUACACUAGAGAUUACAUCCUCUUACAAGUCUUAUGUCUACACUUACCAAAUCGACAUCUUCGUGAAGUGCUUGGACUGUGAACUCCUUAAUAUAAAAUUUUAUGCAAAUGGCACAAGCUUAAGCUAUAGUCCAAGUAUAUCAUCAAGCAUCAUGGACUACAACUGUUCCAGCACCUUAUCUCAAGCUAUUUCAGACUUAGCAGUAAUUCCAACUGCUUCUAGUAACUCAUUGAUUUCUAUUCAACAUCUUUCCAUUGUCCAAUUUUCGCCUAAUAUUUAUAAUCUCACAUCAGAUUCAAACUUCACAGUUACUGGUUUCUUUGAUAAUUUCCUAGAAAAUAUUGCAAGAAUAAAAAUUUCGUCCACUCAAGACCCAAGUUUAUAUCAAUAUUAUUACUUCAGGUUUAAUAAAGAUGUACCUAAUAAUGUCCCAUUAUCGGCUACAGCCAAGCUUACAAACCAAGAAGCUCCUCUUCCUUACUAUUGAGAUUUAAAGCCUAGGUUUCACCCAAACACUUAUAACUAUACCCUCGUCCCUCCACUUGCCUCAGAUUCAGACCGAAAUACUCUUCUUUUAUUUACUGCAAAAAUUCCUACCAUAUGUGCAGUCUAUCCAACCCUUGGGCCUUUUCAGCAUUUUUAUUGGUCGACAGGUACAUAUUCUCCUGGAUUUGAUCUGGACUUAAAGUGGGCAUAUUAUACUUGCAAUUUUUUUGACUGAACUGGUUCAACUGUGUCAAAUAUGUAUAGCUUUACCUUUUACCGAAUGUCAAGAAACGUUAAUUUAGGCUCUUUAAGGUUCUUUUUAAACCCAAUAUUGAUGGUUGACUCAGCUGACCACUCAUCUAAUUCUUCAUCGCUCGAAUUAGGGUACAGUUAUCAAUACAAUGCAACAAAUCUUUCAUCGACUACUGCUGUAUAUGAUGCUACCCCGGAUUUGGCACAAGUUUUAACAGUCCAAUCAUUUGCUUCAACAAGGAGGUAUUGGAAUCUUGAAGAUAUUAAUUUUGACCCUAAUUCUCCAGGACUUAUGAUACUAGCUACUGGCGAAGAUUCAGGAGCUACAGUUAAGUAUAGUCUAAAUGGAGCUGCAAAUGAAACUGACUAUUUUAAUUCACCAAAAACAGUGUCUCCUUUAAAAGUUGGCCAAAAUAACUUAAAUUUCUAUAUCGUUUCUGAAGAUGAAGCAUAUGAAUAUAUAUAUUAUGUCCAAUUCAAUUAUCUUUCUGGUGACACAUCACUACUGUAUCUAAAUUUUGAAGGCUCAUUGGAUCAAUCACCAAGCUUUUCUUCUGCGAAUGAUUUUUAUUCAGUUACUAUUCCUGAUAGCUUGGAAAGUUUCUCAAUCCUUUGCCAAACUACUGAUUCAAAUGCAUCCUUAUAUUUAACUUCUCCUUAUAAUAUUACCAAUUAUGGCUCUUUGAGCUUGAUGAACUCAACACUGUUACUGCCUAUCACAGAAGUCUAUGGGCUAAAUUUUACCCUCAAAGUCAUUGCUGAAAGUACAAAUAUCCAUAGAGAAAUAUCAGUCACUAUGAAUAGGCAGGAUGCUUGUGGAAAUGGAAGAAGAUGGUCAACUGUAGAAGAAUGCGAUAUAGGAGUAGAAAGUGAAAGCAAUAAAGGCUGCACAAACUGCAAAAUAGAUCAUGGAUAUACUUGCUCUGGGGGAGGUCUAAAUUCUCCAGACGUUUGCUCGUCGAUUCCUCAAGGCAAUAAUAAUACUUCGUCAGACCCUUCAACAGGAAAUAAUAGCACGACUGGUGGUGGCAAUAAUUCUACAAACUCAACAGACAAUAAUAGCACUAAUUCAAAUAAUAAUACAUCAUCAAACCAAACAGAUCCAGGGAAUCCAAGCAAUAAUAAUACCAACCCUUCUAAUCACACAAUACCGACAGAUAAUACGAAUGGCUCAAACAACACUAAUGGGACUGAUCCUGGCUCCGGCUCAAAUAACAAUAAUGGCGGAAACUCAAAUAAUAAUAACAAUGGAACCUCAAAUAACAAUAAUAACGGAACCCAAAACAAUUCUAGCUCAAGUGGAAAUAGCACAAAUCCAGGCGGAGGUCAAUCAGGUGGAAACAAUACAGACUCAGGCGGAAAUCAGACUUGUAACCAAACCAAAUGUGAUAAUUCAACUAUAGUGUGCACCAAUGGAACAAUUUAUAACGAAACAUUAAAUAAGUGCAUUGAUAUUCCUUCUAAAAACCCUAACAGAUCUACUUCUUCCUCAUCAUUUUCUUUCAAUAUAGGAAAAUACACAGGCUUGCUGACUCUUUUUAUGGCUGGAGCUUCCAUUAUCUAUGGCUCAAUCUCCAAAAUAAGACUUGAAAAAGCAAUUGGAAAUUUCUUAGGUGGUAUAAUUACUUUAAUCAGUUCAUAUCAGGUUAUGUACUUUGCUUAUUCAUUUUCAGAGACAAAAACACUAUCAAAGUUCCUUAAAUCUUUAGAAUGGAGCAUGUUUAGACUCUUUGAAACUCACUUUAAAGGGCGUCAACUGCUUGAUGAUAACAUUUUUCCUUCACAAAAUCCUGAUGCUUCUAAUAUCUGGUUCAAUGCUGGCCAGGUCAUGAUCUACUUUGCUGGAAUUGUUCUCCUCAACCUCUUGAUUUUUGGUGUCUGCAUUUUUAUCCCAAAAAAUAUUUCAGAGCUCUUCAAAAACUUUUUCUUAUUCAAAAUUUAUAUUUAUUACGCUUUUAUCACUUAUCAGAUCAUUGUGGGGUAUUUCUUCAUGCAGCUAACUGACAUGGAAGAAUGCGAUUCAGCAGAAACAGUCAUAUUUUUUAUCUGCUGCUUAGUGUAUACAAUUGCCUUGCCGAUAAUCCUUGUAAUUAUUUCGAAAAAAUUACAAAAUGAGGGGAAAAAUUCAAGCCAAAUUGAGCCACUGUUGAUUGGGCUGCGGUUUAAGCAACAAGUAGCACCUAAAGAAGAAUCUUUUGAUGACUUUGAAUUGUCAAGUAGUGAUUAUGAUAGCGAUGGCCAAAGAAAGCAGGGAUCUCCUAAAGUAGAAAGUAUGACUGUUAAAAAUGAUAUUUCACAGAAUAAGGCUGAAAGAUCAUUUAUUCUUGAAAAGAAAGAAAACCGGCCGGUUUUCUUUUCAACUCCUUGGAAAAAGCUUGAAAGUAUUUCUGAUGCUUCAGUUUCUGAUUUUACUCCACAGAAUCAUGAAGAAAUUACAUUUGCAGCUAUUCCUGAGCCAAGCUCAGUAAAAAUCGCUAUGCACUAUUAUCCUAUCUUGCUGCUGCAGAAAGUCUUGUAUUUGUUCUUCAUUGUAGUUUUUCCAGACGUUUGGAGCAAAACAAUUCCUUGUUUUUUUACUGGCGUGAUCUUUUCAGCACUUGUCGUCCUAAAGCAGCCUUUUGAUAGCUUUUACUACAAUUUACUGCACUUUAUUUAUCACCUACUUACAGCGUUCUUUUUCUUAGCUCUAGGAAUAGCAGAAGAAUACAAAAAUAAUGGUCUAGAGUACUUCGCAAUCACAAUAGCAUGCUUAAUUAUUUUAUGCUUUGUGGUAUGCACUAUAGCAGAAACGACCCUAUUUACGAUUAAGAUGGCAAAAUCCUGUAAAAGAAAAAAGAAGAGCUAUACUCUAAACUUAGACAAGCUGGAUAACUGUGAUAAUACUUAUGCUCCUGAGUCGACUACUCGAAUAAUAUCCACCUAUAGAGCAAAUGAAGAAGAAGCCAACUCUGAAAAGCCUGCAAAAAGACUGAACACUGAGCCUUUGAAAGACUGUGGGAAAGAAGAAGCUAAGUUCUUUAGUUUUCAAGAGGCAGAGUCGUUCGCAUAA